UUGUUAUGAUGAAUUAGAUGAAGUUGUAUGUGAGCUCCUCCCUGACAAACAAACUGUAGUCUAGGUAACCGCCUUAUCAGUCAAGUAGGCUAAAAAUCUGUGUCCUUUGAUGUAAGCUUUGAUGUCUCUUUGUGCAUAUGUAGUUAUAAAAAAAAAAAAAAAAAAAAAAGAAACCUUUGACUAGCUAGGAAGAGUAGCAGCAGUAGGCAGCAGUAGUAGUAGCAGUGCAAGCAGGACUAGACUAGAUUAAAAAGUUGGUGGAAAGAAUAACUGACCGUUUGGACGUCACCUGGCUGCCAGACUUUCAUCUGGACUCUUCCCCCUGAGUAGCUGGCCUUUCUCUAAGCCACAAAACUGAGCAAGAAGCUGAAGAAGCAGCUAGACAGAGACAUGUACCUAGCCUUGAGAAUUGGGAGGCGUGGCUCAACUAGUUAGCCCAGCCCAGAGGAAUUGUUACCGUGGGUACUGAACAACCGUAGAAGUAGGGCUACCCCUGGCUUUACUGAAUUAACUAGCUGUGUCUGCUGUCUAGUUGGACCAGAUUUAGCUAGAUAAUGGGGUAGAGAAUAGUUGAGCGGUGCUGUGUGUAGCUUGAACUGUACUGGCUGGCAAGAAUCUAGUAAGCACCCUAUGCACUGAUAACUCGUCAGAAUGGAGGGUAUGUUCUAGGGAUCUGGACAGCUGUACAUCCAAAGGAGCCAGGGAGUGCCAAUCAUCUUCUCCCAGUCUCUGACACGCUAAACAAAAGGAGCUAGAACUGGGAGUCCCAGCUAGAAUUGCUAGCCGGAUCUAGACUAAUAGAAUGACUUGGAGGCGUGGUGAGGCCGGAUCCACACUAAUUGAUCGACCUAAAGACGCUCCUGUUCCAGAUUUCACGAAUGGCAAGGAAAGGGAUAUAGAUACAAUUAAGACUCUAUAUAACACGUAGAUCUAUAUACAUAUCUAGCCAAGCCAUGUCUAGCUAUAGGCCACCUAGCUCCAGGAAACGGAGAGAACAGUCCCAGUUUGCUCGCAAGGUGGCUGCAAUCAAGAAUGAGUUCAAGAUUCUCCUGGGCACCCUAGACCCUGUGUCAGCCUUCAAUUACCUCCACUAUGAAGGAAUUGUAACUAAGUCAGACAAGAAAAACUUUGAACAGCAUCUGUCCACCAGUGAGACAAACACUGGCCUUGGUAAAAGAACAGUUUCAGUGUCUAGUGUUGACGAGGGUAAAAAACCAGUUAAAAUAGACGACAAAAGGCAACAAGCUGCUCGUGAGAAGUUGGCUGAGAUUGUGGACCAGAAAGAUGAUUAUAAAGAAAUGAGGGCCAUCGUAAUUGGACUCAAUGCUUUCAAGAAGCUGCAUCAGUCUGCCGUUGACCGACGUCAGACUGUUCAAUCACAAGCUGCUACUUUGUUUGAGCAGAGCAUUUUUAAUCAAGAUUUAAGCGAAACCACUACGAAGAAACCAGUGAUUCUUCCUGAAGAGAAACUAUUAGCAGCCUUUGAGCAAGGAACUCAUAGUCCUGAAGAGCUUAUCGAGCUUCUUGAGGAGAGCAUGAACCAUUGCGUCAUUUCGGAAGUGGUAAACUUUGAAGGAAAAACUCUACUUCAUCUUGCUUGCUGUAUCCAGCCGGUUGAAAUUGUAAAGACUCUUGUUACUAAGUACAGUUGUGACCCAAAUGUACAAGACAAUGAAGGAAACACUGCUCUGCAUGAAGCAAGUCGUUGUCGAAAGCCUAUCGUCACAAAGUUUAUUGUCAAUCUUCCAUAUUGUAACCCAAACAUUUCCAACAGUGCCAAAGAGACCCCUCUACACCUGGCUCUUCGUGUACACCACUGGAGACUAAGUAAAGUCCUACUAAAGUCUGGAAAAAUUGACAAGACGAUUGAGAACUCAAAAGGCGAGACAGCAUUUCAAUUGAUGGAGAGACAUCCCCAGAGUCAUGAGGUAGCCAGGAUGAAGAAGCUGCUUGAAAGGGGUCAUAGUGUGAUGUCCAACACAUCCGGAGACAGCGAACUGAUAUCACCCCCUAUGACUCCAACUGACAGUACAAGUCACAGAGAAUUACUACUCCAUGGACAGGGGUCAACUGCUACACGCUCCCAGCAAAUACAAGUAGCAGCAACUACCCCAGUUCGACCCAAAACUAGAUUAAAGGGUAUACUUCGACCCUACAACCCUGAAUCUAUACGCACGUCACAACUAGAGACAGUACUUGAGGGGCUGGAUGAUAGUAGUGCCGAACAGAGUGAAGUAUCACUGGACAUGGACAGUUGCAACCUGCUAGCAGGCACCAAUACAGUCACUUUGACAGAAAAACUGUCUAACGCUUGUUGCUACAGCCCUGAGAUAUUUGUAAGAAUCGGAUAUUUCCUCGUUGCCAUGGUACUGUGUCUAAUCGUGCUGUUACUCCUUUUUGUGCUACUUUUCUUAACUUAAUGUUUAUGGACUAGCAGCAACAAAAUUAAUAACUUAUUGUUAAUGGUUGAAAUCUGUGUACACUAGUAGCUAUAAUAUACGUACACAAUUGACGCACAUUUUAUUUCUUGAUUGGUUUUGUAAUUUGUAUAUAAACCUCAAAAACCGUUUAGAAGUUCCUUGA
Molecule: messenger RNA, 2583 nt
Organism: Halichondria panicea
Lineage: Eukaryota; Metazoa; Porifera; Demospongiae; Suberitida; Halichondriidae
Exons: 6
Coding region: 954-2420 (488 amino acids)
Molecular function (GO): protein binding
Source: RefSeq, a predicted model, not a curated record